This is a messenger RNA of Lobosporangium transversale, 3636 nucleotides long. RefSeq lists its product as hypothetical. The coding region runs from base 167 to 3397 and encodes 1076 amino acids. Gene Ontology annotation, molecular function: guanyl-nucleotide exchange factor activity. The transcript has 5 exons. The record is from RefSeq and is a predicted model, not a curated record. Lineage: Eukaryota; Fungi; Mortierellomycota; Mortierellomycetes; Mortierellales; Mortierellaceae. Gene Ontology annotation, biological process: regulation of ARF protein signal transduction.
GUCCGCACCACACUCAUUUUCAUUUCGUCAAACCUCACUCUUUUAAAACACAUACUUAACAUUUCUUUUCUACCUAGUCGCCAAUUCUACUUUCAAGCUCCCUCCAUAUCUCAAGGUCUACAAUCAUCAUCUCGCAUUUCCUGUCACGUUUAAUUUCCAUAGCUGCAUGUCUACAGAUUCCAACACAGCAUCGCUGUCUACAGGCCAUUUGGAGGAAAAGAAGCCUCCAAAUCACCCAAUGUUGAUUUUGGACACUAAGCUUGUUGAGACUAGCAUGCCUGCUUCCCCUUCACCAACUUCGCCUGUCCCUGCGCCUGUUUUCACAUCUGAUUUUACCCAGGGUACAGCGACAAUUAAUGACGCUGGUGGGAGCGUGCAGAUAGCGAACGGUGAGACGUCAGUCUUGCAGAUUGAGCUGACAGAGACAUCUCAGGUUGAUAAUGUUAAUGAUGGUAGCGAAGCAAGGUCACAACUAGUGUUAGAGCAAGUACUAGGCACCAGUACAGUAACAGCGGACACAUCAAUGAAAUCAGCAUCUUCUUCUACUCCCGGUGCUGCUGCUUCUGUUACCUCUGACAAUGCUGUAAUCAGAUCUGGUCAGCAAGGACCUGUGCCGACUACUCUUUCCACCUAUGCUCAUUCAGAGUCGACGCCGAUUCAGCAUGGAGCUGAUGAAUGGCCUGAGACGCCACGUCAGUUCCUCGGUCGUCUUAAAGAAACAGUCUCCAAGGCAGAGCUGGGUAAUAUUCUGUCCAAAGGGUCAGAUGCAUUCCAUCAAGCGGUGCUACGGCUUCAUAUGGAAUCCUUUGACUUUCGGCGUGAUCCAAUAGACCUCGCCCUUCGGAAAUUUCUCCUAGACUUCCAUUUCCCAAAGGAAGCUCAACAAAUUGAUCGAGUUCUGGAAGCGUUUGCAAGCCGAUACCAUGCCUGCAAUCAACAUCUCUUCCGAUCUUCUGAUGUUGUAUAUACCAUUGCCUUCUCAUUAAUGCUCCUUCAUACCGACGCACACAAUAAUAAUGUGCGCUAUAAAAUGACCAAGGAACAAUACGUAAGACAAGCUAAAAGCAUUGAUGGAGUCAACACCAUACCCGCUGACAUCCUAGAGAUCCUAUACGAUAAUAUAACGUAUCUCAAGUUUGUUUAUGCAGAGGACGAUAUGGAUGUGGAUGGACAGAGAAUUGCAGAAGUACAAUCAACGUCAUCGAGCUCAUGGUUUCCACGGCGUCGUACUGCAAGCACUCACCGAACAGACUCUUACAGCAUGAUUCGACAUGGGAGUAUUGCACAUCUUGCGCCAGAUCUGAGUGAUAUUAUUCCGUUUCGGUGGCCGUAUUAUUGGAAGGGAACAGUAGAAAUGGUUGAUAAUGUGCAGAUCAACAAUCAGUUCACGCGGGCGCCACUUGUCACUGUUCCCGGCCUUCGCCUCAGGCUUCGAAGUCAAACACAACAACAGCAGCAACAGCACUUACACCUACAGUUUACUAACGCAGGAUAUGAAGGCACAUACCCGCCUUUAGGAUCUCGGUCUGCCGCACGACCAGAUAUUAAAGGCCAUAUGGACGACAGCGAUAUCAAGGAACAAAUUCUACGAUCAGAUACAACCCUUAAGAGUGGAAACGAGAUUACGAAUUGGAGUGGAAAGGAGGAUGAAGAUACUGACGGAUGUGCACAGCUUAGGAUUGUCAAAAGCGGUAUCCUUACGCGCAAGAUUGAUAUUGAGAAUGGCAAGAAGAGUUCUGUACGUGGUUGGAGAGAUCUAGGCGUUAUUCUUAGCGGAUCUCAACUUUUGUUCUUUACAGACACUGCAUGGUUUUAUCAGCAACGGGCAACACAAGUGGGAUUCAAUCCUCAGGCACCACCUGAAGAGGAUGGAUAUUUUGCACCUGAAGUUAAUAGCACUAAUCUUCCUCCUACGCCCCAAGCUCUGAUAUCAACAUUCGAUUCGAUUGCUGUUGUGGAUAGUAGCUAUCAGAAAUAUCCUCAUGUUUUUCGACUGGCUUGUCCAAAUGGUAAACAAUACCUAUUUAGAGCGGAAUCAGAGCACGAAAUGAAUGACUGGAUGGCGAAAAUCAACUAUGCAUCUGCAUUUAAAACCGCAGGCGUGCGGCUCAGGAGCUAUCGCGUCGCAUGGGCGAAAGAUGUCUACUGGAUCAAGGAUGAGCAAGGACGACACCAACUCAGGAGGAAGCAGAAGGAUCCUUCAACUCCUAACACGCCUACUACACCUAUGGAGCCGCUGGAUGGAAGAGCACAAUUGAUCCAGGCGAAGAUGAAGGAUGUUGAUAGGAUGAUCAAUACAUGUUCUGCUUCUUUAGCAUCAGAACUCCGGCUCGCUAGGGGACUCGAGGUUAUGAUCCCUCUUCAGAAUUCGACACGGCAAAAGAUCGUACAGAGCGCUACUGUGGUUGGGAAAAGGUUGCGGCAUUUAAUGCUGGAGAGGACAAAGCUUGACUGCUUCCGAACCAUUCUAGAGCGCGACUUGGCUGUUGUUCCUUCGAUAUAUCAUUCUCCUUGUGAUAGUGAUAUAACAACGGGUGAACAUCGAAUGAACGACGACAUGUUGGCCAGUUCAAGUGCACUUGGCGAAGCAUCAGAAUUUAUUGAGCAGGGCUUAGGGAAAUUCAGUAAUCCUCUGUCGUUCAAACAACAGCAACAAAGUUGGUAUCAGUCCGUUUCAGGGCUUGAUGACAAUAUGGACCAUGCUAAAGAUGCUAAAGAAGAGGAGUACAUUCUAGACACAAAAAACACCAGCCAGAGAAGCAACCACAGUUCCAAAAGCAGCUCGCGUCCCAGACUCAAUCUUCCAGAAAUCCAGAGAUCUGUUAGCGAGGACACAUUAGAUGAACGUCAUCGAGCUUGCACUAUUAAAAAUGUUGAUAUUCCUAUGAGGCCUUCAGAGAUACAAGCUGCUAUCAUUAAUGCCGCGCGGGGGCAUCAUCGCCAUCACCUUCAUCACCACUAUAAUAACAAUCUAUCAAAUCCGGACCUCAACCAGCUUCAUGGAGAGGAAGACUCCAAUAGUAGUGCAUAUUUAUCUCCAGAUCACAUUAAUUCUCAGCACACAACGAGCAGUCAUACCAAUAUCUCCCCUUCUAGUCCAGCUUCAAGUAUCAGCGGAGGCCAUUCUUCGCAUCUCUCACCCGAAAGUUCGAUACCUCGAUCGCGUGCACUUUCCAUGCCCGGGCAACGGCCCAGUAUGAUGCCACGCACCGUCUCAAUCUACUCGAGUAGUUCUCAAACAGCCAACAGAUUGCGUCGUAUUUUCGAGCAGGGGUUGGGACACUUUAAACUUAAUUCUUCAACCAAGUCAACGUCAAGUUCAGCGCCUUCGCCUGUUGGUGGUGGAUCAUCAUUGAAGACAAGUACCGCUUAUCAAUCUGAUACGGAUGAAGACUGAUGAUGUAGUCGUUAUCACGUCAAUGAUUGCAAAUUCGGAUUAUUCGAAUAGGAUAGAUUUUAAUGACCAUCAAAGAAUAACUUUUUUUUUCUCCUUCCUUAUUCUCAAUUACAUCUAUUUCCCUUCAGGGCCGCUUUCAUCUAUAGUAUGAUGUUUUCUGCUAUGGCAUAUCCUAUCUUUAAAGCAUAUCGAAUAUGAUUUUGGAAGUCCAAAAAAAAUAAAAAAUUACCAGAGAGCAG